Messenger RNA from Suillus clintonianus, 681 nucleotides. RefSeq lists its product as uncharacterized. The transcript is spliced from 3 exons. The coding region runs from base 1 to 681 and encodes 226 amino acids. The record is from RefSeq and is a predicted model, not a curated record. NCBI's taxonomy places the organism in Eukaryota, Fungi, Basidiomycota, Agaricomycetes, Boletales, Suillaceae.
AUGUCAACACCAUCCAGUGGCCGCCCUACCCAGGGUGGCCAUAUUCAAGACCUGCACAAUUUGCUGCAAGGUAUGACACUGUCAGAUUCAUCAUUCGAUACCGUGACUUGGAGCCGCAAGACCACGGAAGAGUCCAUCAGCCUGUCGAGAUCAUCGUUCACGCCGUCCACGUCCACCAGCACUCGUUCCGUUCCGAAGAACAAAGCACCCAUUCCCCCUUCCACUUCAGCUCGCUCUACUGCUACACCAUCCCACCCUCAUCCUCAAGCUUCAUCGAUGGUUGUGCAGACACCCCGCCAAGUCACGGCCUCCAUUCCGAUUCCUAGUGCCAUCCGUCCUCCACGAGCCGAUCAGACACCCGAAGGAUUCUGGGUGAUAACGGUUGGGCAGGAAGUUGGUGUGUUUUACCGCUGGGCUGACGUUGCCGAACGAACAAAUUUUAUCAGCGGUAAUAUUCAAAAACGAUACACAUCGUUUCAGCGGGCAUUAGCAGCAUAUACAGCCAGCUAUGAUGAAGGCAGGGUCCGGGCGGUUCCACUGGCAGGUGGCCCUUUCUGGCCAUCCCCUCCAGAGUCCUCGCCCAACCCUCCUUCACCUACAUUGUCUAUGGGCUCAUCUGCGAGUGAAGACUCACUAUGGUUGCAGGUCGAAGACUUGACGGAGACAAUGAGCCAGCUUUAA